Messenger RNA from Diversispora eburnea, 1995 nucleotides. Lineage: Eukaryota; Fungi; Glomeromycota; Glomeromycetes; Diversisporales; Diversisporaceae. The record is from the annotation of a GenBank genome assembly.
AUGAAUUCUACAUGGGAACAAGUACGAAGAGAGGUCAGAGCUUAUCGAAACUCUCUUCAAACCACCAAUUUUCAUAAUAUCAAAGACUUUUGUUUUGAUGACAAAAAUAAUCGCGCAUACUUUUUGGCGAUUGAUCCUUCACGGAAGAAAACUGCUACUUUAUUUUAUGUGAAUUUGCCUCCUGUGAAGAAUGAAGUGGAAAAUGAAGAAAUCGAUGAAGAUAAUUCUUGGACUUUAAUAAAUGGCUCAACCGACUCAACUAAUGGUGAAUGUCAUGAUUCCUCAUUUAGUUUUAAUAAUAGUGAAUUCUGUGUGAAAGAGAAACCACUUUCCGAUUCAUUACCACGAGAAGAAAUGUUUGUAAAAGAACGAAGGAGAUUAGGAUUACAUGGGAUAACCAAUUUUCAAUUUGAUUCUAGGAGUGGACAUCUAUUGUUUAGUUAUGGUAGUGGGAUUUAUUUAGGUCAAAAUAAAGAAUUUUAUCCGCGUCCAAUUUUACCUUCUUCACCUUUUUCAUCCGGACCAAUAAUAUACCCAGGAAGCAUUGUGAAUCUUCCAAUUACAUAUUCACAAAUACCCAAUAGUUUACCACAACAACCCGAAGGUUUAUCACCACUUCCUUUACCUUCAAACACUGGAUCGUUAUUAUCAUCAUCAUCUUUAUGCUGUUCAUCAUUUAAUAAUAUUCAACCACCAAGAUUAGAUCCCAAAUUAGGUGGUCGUAAUAGUAAUUUAGUAGCAUUUAUUCGGGAUCGAGAUAUUUGGGUCACUACGCUAAAUGGAUGUGAAACUCAAUUAACUUUUUGUGGGGAACAAGAUGAGGCAUUGAGUUGCGGAGUUGCGGAAUUUGUAAUGCAGGAAGAAUUUCAUCAAAAUAUUGAACGAAUCUUGUAUUUACAAAUAUCAGAAUCAAUGGUAGAUUUAGUAUUAAUACCAAGACCCGAACCUCUGGGAGAAAUUGAAGAAUAUCGUUAUCCAAAAGCUGCAAGUGAUUUGCAGAUAGUCGAAUUUAUUCCACGUUAUAGUGAAGAGGAGGAAGCAACUUUUGGACCUGUUCAUAAAAGACUUUGGGGGCCUACAGCAUUGAAUAAAUUAUUUCCUUGGAUGGAAUAUAUUGUUCGAUUUGGUUGGCAUCCAAAUGGCAAAAGUGUGUGGGUACAAUUUCUUGAUCGAUCACAAAAAAGAACCGCCGUAGUUAAAAUUCCAAUUGAAAAUUUCACGAGUUUUUCUCAAUAUCGUGAAUAUCAGAAAAGUGGACAAGGGUUAGAUGAUUUAUGUAUUUCACGAGUGGAACUUUUAUUCGAAGAGACAAACGAUAUUUGGAUAAAUGUAGAGAAACCUUCCGAAACAUCAACAGAUUAUCAUGUUAGAUCGAUAACUGCUGGAGAUUGGCCGAUUGUUGAUCGACCGAUAUAUGUUGAUACUAAGAGAGAGUUGGUUUAUUUUACAGCUAAAAAAGAUACUCCAUUAGAAAAUCAUCUUUAUGUAGCUAGUUAUGCAAAAGGAGCGGAUCCGUCAAAUGUAGUACGACUUACCGAAAUAGGGUAUAGUCAUGUAGUAGUAUUAGAUGAAAAAUGUUCAAGAUAUUUAGAUUGGUUUUCUAAUGUAAAAGAAAAACCUAGAUGUGGAGUAAGAUAUCUUGAAUGGAGUAAAAAUACAAUAUUUCCUAAAACAAGUGAAACAUUAGGUUUAUUUAUAAGAAGAGGUUGUGAAGAAGAGGAGGAAGAGGAGGAAGAGGAAAAGGAGGAAAGGGAGGAAAGUGAGGAAAGGAAGGAAAAGGGAGAAGAGAAGAAAGAAGAAAAGGAAGAAGAGAAGAAAGGGGAAAAGGAAGAAACUAAAGAUCGACGGGGUAAAUGCCCUCCAUUAGGAGAAUUUUUCAAUUUUAAAAAUAGUGAUGGAAUUACUAUAUAUGGAUAUUUAUACAAACCAGAAAAUUAUGUCCCGGGAAAAAAAUAUCCAACCCUUCUUAGCAUUUAUGGUGGACCUAAAUCACAA